AACCGGAAACGUGAACAUUCCUCCAAUCUGGCCAACUUCCGCGUUUUCGAAACGAACUUUCUGUGGUAUUUUAUUUUGUUUGGGCCUUCAAUAACCGCUAAAUGGAGUCGAUUACUACGACUUGUCUUAUUGAUCUUGCCUUUGAUUUGUCAGUCGAUUGGAAAACGCUUGCACGUGUUCUUGGUCUUUCUGAAGAAGUAUCGAGAAUAUGUGAUGACUACCGACGGAAUGUUUUCGAGCAAGCUUACCGAAUGCUGCAAACUUGGAAACGGAAAAACGGAUCGCGGGCUACUUAUCAAGCGUUAGGUGAUGCACUUUCACACGAUGUAGUGUCGCGUAAUGAUUUGGCACAAAGAUACUGUGCUGGAAGAAACAGGAACUCUUUGGACGAAGAGAUUGACCUUAAAGGACUCAAGGCCGGGGAAGUCUCCAUCAGUGACGUGCUCUCCAUUGCCAACAAUUUUGGAAAAGAGUGGGUCUGGGUCGGUCGCCUUCUCGGGCUUGAAGACUCCUUGUUAGACAGCAUCAGAGACGAUCACUCACAAGCUUACGAAUGUACCUACAAAAUGCUCGAGUUAUGGUGCAAGAAAAAAAGUGGAAACGCAACUUAUGAGUGCCUUGCACGGGCGUUGUUACACAGAACAGUUGGCAUGCGGGAAGUUGCUGAGAAAUUCUGCGUGGAGCGCCGAGAAAAAUUGAUCGCUUCUGCUGUACCUUCUGGAGAAGGAAUUAAAUCAUUAGAUGAAAAAAUGAAAAAUCUGGCGCUUGGCAGUUCUACGGUUAGCGAAUCGAGAGCCGCGGGAAGCUGGUCCGAGGCGCCAAGCGCAACAGGAAACAAAAGCCCAUUAGCUGCAGGUUCAGCGCCACCCAGAGUUCCUGAGUCGACUGAUGACUGCAUAACUAAGAACUUCAUCACCAUUCUGUCAUUUCAAGUGUGGAGAGAAUUGGCCAUUAAAUUAGAUCCCACGCGCCAAUUAGGAGGAGAUUACAGACAUCUAGCUGAUGAGAUGGGAUACAAUGUGGAUAAAAUCUUGUAUUUCCAGUCGAGGAAAGAUCCUACGGAAGCCUUACUCAUGGACUGCGCAAACUCAGUCUCAAUUGACGAACUUUGUAACAAGUUGGAGACGAUUGGAAGAUCUGACGCAAGGAAAGUGGUUGAUGAAUGGAUCAAGUCACAAGACUGCAAAUGUGCAGCCUGUAAUAUCUAAAACGACCUUUCCUUUAAGGUUGAAUCCUUGAAAGAAAGUAACAUUUCGCAAAAAAUAUUUCAUGAACAGCGGGCAGCCCAUAAAUAGUAUUAAUUAUGCAUUGAUUUUCAAAACUAGGAAGGCAUUGUUUGAAAAGAAGAUUAAAUAACUCGUCAUCUUGUUCAUAGUGGGGUACUCAUAAUUCCGAAAUUUGCAAUUAUUGUAGGAAAGCUGCCCAUCUACGUGAGUGUCUAUUUAAGAGGACAAGCAUCCCAUAAACCUAAGAUCAGAGUUUUUGUUUAUUUUGUUUGCUGUUAUUGUUGCUGUUUUAUUUUUCUCUCUAACUUCUUCCCAAUUAAAAUGAUGCGGAAAUCUGCUUGCCAAUCACUCUUUGGAA
Stylophora pistillata is the source of this 1584-nucleotide messenger RNA. RefSeq lists its product as uncharacterized. Gene Ontology annotation, biological process: signal transduction. The record is from RefSeq and is a predicted model, not a curated record. Lineage: Eukaryota; Metazoa; Cnidaria; Anthozoa; Scleractinia; Pocilloporidae. Gene Ontology annotation, molecular function: protein binding.